Schizosaccharomyces cryophilus OY26 is the source of this 1647-nucleotide messenger RNA. Its product is annotated as tryptophan-tRNA ligase Wrs1. The coding region runs from base 76 to 1263 and encodes 395 amino acids. Gene Ontology annotation, molecular function: tryptophan-tRNA ligase activity; ATP binding. The record is from RefSeq and is a predicted model, not a curated record. Gene Ontology annotation, cellular component: cytoplasm. The transcript has a single exon. Gene Ontology annotation, biological process: tryptophanyl-tRNA aminoacylation. NCBI's taxonomy places the organism in Eukaryota, Fungi, Ascomycota, Schizosaccharomycetes, Schizosaccharomycetales, Schizosaccharomycetaceae.
CCGCUCCUUAAACUUUUUACAACUGACCGCGACGAAAUUUUCAACGAAAACCAACUUGGCAAAACACCAUAAAAAAUGUCAGGCCAGGAACAAGUAGUGACCCCCUGGGAUGUUCAAGGAUCUAUUGUUGACGGUCAAGAAGUGGGAAUUGACUAUGAUCACUUGAUUAAGCAGUUUGGUACUCGAAGAAUUACUGAUGAGCAACUUGAAAGAUUUGAAAGAUUAACUGGCCGUAAGCCUCAUAUGUUAUUAAGAAGAGGCCUUUUUUUCUCUCAUCGUGAUUUUGAUUCUAUUUUGGAUCGAUAUGAACAGAAAAAGCCUUUCUACUUGUAUACUGGCCGAGGACCUAGCAGCGAUAGCAUGCAUCUUGGACAUUUGAUCCCUUUCUUGUUUUGUAAAUGGCUUCAGGAUGUUUUUCAAGUCCCUAUUGUCAUUCAAAUGACUGAUGACGAGAAGUUUUUGUUUAAACAAAGCUUGACCCUUGAGGAAUGUCAGCGUUUUGCUCGUGAAAACGCCAAGGAUAUCAUUGCUUGUGGAUUCGACCCAAAAAAGACUCUCAUUUUUGCUGAUACUCAGUACGUUGGUGGCGCUUUUUAUCAAAACAUCGUUCGGAUCGCAAAGUGCAUUACUGCCAACCAGGCUAAAGCUUGCUUUGGCUUCAAUGAUAGUGAUUCUAUUGGAAAACUACAUUUUGCUUCCAUUCAGGCUGCUCCUAGCUUCAGUAGCUCAUUCCCCAACAUUUUCAAUGGUGCUAAGGACAUUCCUUGCUUGAUUCCUUGUGCUAUUGAUCAAGAUCCUUAUUUCCGUCUCACUCGCGAUGUCUCAGCUCGUCUGAAGUUUAAGAAGCCUGCUUUACUUCACAGUCGGUUCUUCCCUGCUCUCCAAGGUCCUCAGUCCAAAAUGAGUGCUAGUAAAGACAGUUCUGCCAUUUUUAUGACAGAUACUCCUAACAAGAUAAAAAACAAAGUUAACAAAUAUGCAUUUUCUGGUGGUGGUGCUACUGUCGAAAUCCACCGUGAAAAGGGUGGAAAUCCCGAUGUUGAUGUUGCUUAUCAAUAUAUUUCUUUCUUUCUUGAUGAUGAUGCUAAACUCAAAGAACUUUAUGACAGUUACAAAGCCGGAACUCUUCUAACCGGUCAGCUUAAAGCUGAGUGCAUUAAGAUUCUUCAAGAUGUUGUAGGUAACUUCCAGGAAGCCAGAGGAAAAGUUGACGAGGCAACUUUGAAUCUGUUCAUGGAUGGCUCUCGAAAGUUAGAGUGGUAGUAUGCUUUAAUUAAUUACGACGUUUUUUGGUUCACCUCAGUUUUCGACAGAAACGUAUGUCACAAAUUGAUCCUUUUCUUGAUCCUACUCAUCCUUAUUGAACAUUUAAUUAUAAAAUUAUAAUCCCUUAUACUUUUGAUUAAUACUAUUUUGAGAAGAAGCUCAUCUCGAUUCAACUGAACAAAAAAUAGAGAAAACUUGAUUAUAUAGAACAAUUUUUAGACUAGAUGUUUCGUUCAUAUAUUAGUAAAAAUAGAAGACGAUACCAAUUCUGAAAACCGUUAUCACAUUUUCAUCAUAUACGGCAUCCUUCAUCAAGUUUACUAUAUUCAAUUAUAUUAAUGACGAGAAAGAAAUAAAAUAAGAAAAAAAAGGAUCCUUAAC